AAACAGCUGUGGGAAUAUGGCAGGGAGCAGUGGGUGUGGCUUCUGGAGUGGGUGUGUUGCUGAUGGGAUUGACAGCUGUCUAUCUCUGGAGGAGGACCAAGAAGAACAAUUCUCAGAGACCUACAACCAGACAGGAUGAUCAGAGCCAAUGUGAUUUGGUGAUGGGAGCUGUGAGCAGUGCAGCCAUGUUGGAUCUAAGGGAUGCUGGGAUCUAUUCUCUCAUCACCACUGUACCGUCCACGUUAUCACCCUCCAGCCCUGUUGAAGAGAAUGGACAGUCAUCUGAAAAAGACAAUUCUGAUACGUACCACGUAUACAGCUCAAUCCCCGACAGACCAGCAACCUCAGCCCAGCCAGAUGGGUUGUACAGUCUUCUGCAGACACACUGACACUACACCACUGGCUCUCUGUAUGUCUCACAGAAAUACUCUUUCUUUCAGGAUGUCCUUUAUUCAUCACACAUCAUGUUACUGUAAAUAAGUAUCUAAUACAUCUACUGCAGUACCGUUUCUAGGCAUAAGCAUCAUAAAGGGCCGCCAUCCCAUGGUAAAAUGUGUAGAACUGGAGGUAAUUAGCACCUAAUACUGAAUUUUUUCUUUCAACCUCAUGUCAUACUGUGUAGAAUUGUAGAAAAUUUGCUUUAUAACUGCAAAGGUUUCUCCGCCCCAUGGCAAAAUUAGUAGAAUUGCAAGACAUUAACUUUAAAGUUGCACAUUUUUCACUUCAGUCUCCCCUUCAAUGUGCAGUGGUGUAGACACAUUCUAGCCUUUUAGUCCAAUGACUGCGUAGCAGUUAAUUUGUAAAUGGUGUGUGACCAUAACCUUCAUGAUUUCAUCCAGUUAACAUUGGAGAAUCGCUUCGAUUGACCAUCUUGAUCUUGUUAGUUUACAGACGUAGGAUCUUAAUUUGAGCCAGAUUGCUACUGCAUAAAAAUGAUCAUGCAGCAUCUGGAAAUGUGAAUUAUUAUGUGGAUUAUAAUGUAUGGAAUUGUUUUUAGGGCUAGUUUAGUCUGAAAUUUCAAAGUAGAAAUUACAAACUUUAGAAGUCUACAUACACUAUACAUUUGCAUUUCCUGCUGUGCAAAAUUAUGGCAGUUUAUAACAUUUUAAAAACAUUACAAUACAUUCAGACUGUGUGCCCUCAGGCCCCUACUCCACCACUACCACAUAUAUACAGUACAAAAUCCAUGUGUACGUGUGUGUAUGCUAUCGUGCCUGUGUGUGCCUAUGUUUAUGUUGCUUCACAGUCCCCUUCUGUUUCAUAAGGAGUUCUCUUUAUCUAGUUUUACUGCUUGCAUGAGUUACUUGAUGUGGAAUAGAGUUCCAUGUUGUCAUGACUCUAUUUAGUUCUGUGCGCCUUCCAUAGUCUGUUCUGGACUUGGGGACUGUGAAGAGACCUCUUGUGGCAUGUCUUGUGAGGUGCAGCAAAUAAAAAAUCCUAUGCUUUUUUGAUCUGUUUGAAAUGUUCUCCUCUUUAAAACAUAAAAAGUAAGCAGAAUAAAUUGACUUCAACCA
Molecule: messenger RNA, 1514 nt
Organism: Salmo salar (Atlantic salmon)
Lineage: Eukaryota; Metazoa; Chordata; Actinopteri; Salmoniformes; Salmonidae
Source: RefSeq, a predicted model, not a curated record